Molecule: messenger RNA, 3155 nt
Organism: Leucoraja erinaceus (little skate)
Lineage: Eukaryota; Metazoa; Chordata; Chondrichthyes; Rajiformes; Rajidae
Product: tetraspanin-1-like
Exons: 8
Coding region: 222-953 (243 amino acids)
Cellular component (GO): membrane
Source: RefSeq, a predicted model, not a curated record
AAACAUCACAGAUUACACCUGGGCAUUUGUAUGAGUACAAAAAGCAGCGUUCCUUCCGGCAUCCAAACCAACACGUCUCCUGUUUUUGAAGAGCGGGUGUCAGACUGAAUAUAGAGGCACCAUUCUUGGUCUGUAACCGAGGGGGGAAAGCAGCUCACCUUUGGAUUUGUGGAGAUCGGCCAAGUUUAUUCCUUCAGAUAAGCCAACACUCGAAGAAAAAGAUGUCUGUCUACAAAUGUUUGAAGUUAAUACUGUUCGCCUUUAAUUUCAUCAUCUUUCUUGGAGGUGGUUCGAUCUUGGGAAUAGGAAUCUGGAUUAAAGUGGAUGGUGGGAUGUUCCUUGAGCUGCUGCAGAAGGUGUCGGCAUCCCUGAAGGUGGUGGCCAAUGUGGGGUAUCUGUGCAUUGCUCUCGGUGCCUUCCUGAUGCUCAUCGGCUUCCUGGGAUGCUGCGGAGCAUUGAAAGAAAACAAGUGCAUGCUUAUGAUAUUUUUCCUGUUAAUUCUGGUGAUCUUCCUCGCUCAGCUUGUGGCUGGCGUGGUUAUUCUGGCAUUUUCCAGUUUGGCUGACAUCUUCAUGGCUUACGUUGAGACUUGGCUAAUGAACUUUGUUAAAAAUGAUUAUGGUCGCACUGAUGCAGUGACGGAAACAUUUGAUGCCGUGAUGAAGCAGUUCAAGUGUUGCGGAAUCCAUGGCUACGCCGACUUUACAGGCUCACAUUUCUUCAUUAAUGAAAAACGCUAUCCUGAUGAAUGCUGCCCAGUGAACGUAUUGAACCUUCCUUGCAUAUUGCCCAUUCAAUCGCAGGGUUGCUAUGCGGUAUUCCUGAAAUUUUUAAAGAGUAACACUAUGAUACUUGGGAUAGUUGCCGUGGCAAUUGGCGUGCUCGAGAUCGGAGCAAUGGCUUCAUCCAUGAUAAUGUACUGUGAAAUCAAGAAACAGUCAAGUGUUGCAUGAAGAUGGGGAAGCCCGUGCUUGUAACACCAUUUUAUUCAUCAUAAGUGUCCUUCUAUAAAUUGGAUCUUAAGUAAAGAGAGGUUAUUGGUAAUAAAUGAAAUAUUUUUCAUCACUAUCAACAUGUAGCAUGCACAAAGGGCAUGAGUGAGGCAGAAAUGUGGCUGCUUAUUACUAUCAUUUCAUCAUUCCCACCACUUAACCAACAAUAAAUUAAUUCACCGUCUCGUUUCUUAAUCUACUGCAGAUCACCAUAAAUAUACAUUUUUUGUACACCAUUUGCAUUCAAAUGUUUUGAGGCAGGUACUAUAACACCACUUAAAAGGCAUUUGGACAGGUACAUGGAUAGGGUAGGUUUAGAGGGAUAUGGGCCAAACGCAGGAGGGUGGGACCAGUGUAGAUGGGUCAUCUUGGUUGGUAGGGGCAAGUUUGGCCGAAGAUGUUUCCAUGCUGUACGAUUCUAUGACUCUUUGGUAGACACAAAAAGCUGCAGUAAAGGGCCUGUCCCACUUUCACGACCUAAUUCACAACCUUUUUUACUCGUGGACAUUUUUCAUCAUGUUAAAAAUAUGCCCCGACCUACUUGAUGCCACGAGUACCUACGACUAGCAUCACAACCUGCUACGACCUACCUACGACCUCCUACGACCUUGUGACGACCAUGCUGUGAGUAUGAGUCAAGGGCAAACUCAGCAGAGGUCGUGAAAGUGGGACAAGCCCUUAACUCAGCAGGACAGGCAGCAUCUCUGGAGAGAAGGAAUGGGUGACGUUUUGGGUCGAGAGACUCUUUGCCAGUCUCUUCAUUUCUGGGGCAAGAUCAGGUGGAUGCCAGUCAUGGGACCAAUUGCAACCCUUAACAAUGGGUGGAGGUCCUGCAAGACUGAAAAUUGGAUUAAGACCAGCAAUUCCGAAGGCUGGAGAUGUCAACAGCAUUAGUGUGGGGAGAAGGAUGGAUGAGGAUAGAAUUUGAGAGCAUUCCUUUGGCAUUUGGUUCAAAGGGUUUGGAGAUCAGAAGAACAGAGUGCCAAAAAAGAAUGGAAGAGCCAGGCUGUAGAUCACGUAGAAACAUAGAAACAUAGAAAAUAGGUGCAGGAGGAGACCAUUCGGCCCUUCGAGCCAGCACCGCCAUUCAUUGUGAUCAUGGCUGAUCGUUCCCUAUCAAUAACACGUACCUGCCUUCUCCCCAUAUCCCUUGACUUCACUAGCCCCUAGAGCUCUAUCUAACUCUCUCUUAAAUCCAUCCAGUGACUUGGCCUCCAUUGCCCUCUGUGGCAGGGAAUUCCAUAAAUUCACAACUCUCUGGGUGAAAAAGGUUUUUCUCACCUCAGUUUUAACUGACCUCCCCUUUAUUCUAAGACAUGUAGGUAAGAUGGUUACUGAAAUUAGUUGGAGGUGGGACCUUGGAGGAUUGGUGGAGUCAGGAGAUUGGGUUGCCUGAAAGGAAGAAGAUAAAUAUUUCACCAACAUCGCAGCCAUCCCAAUCUUGUCUUCCACGAGGUAGACCUUGUCAUCCCACGCGUGCCACAGAUGACUACCCCCAGAACAACUGUGUACAAAUUCCUCUUAUGCUGCAUGGCAUCAGCAGGUCACAUUAAGACAUGACUUACGAUGCAGAGAUCACAUUGGCCGCGGAGGGGAAGUUGAUGCCUGGUGCAAAAACAUUUCUGGCUGAACUGCUGGGUAGCACAGUGGCACAGCGGUAGAAUUGCUGCCUUACAGAGACCCGGGUUCGAUCCUGGCUACGACUGCUUGUCUGUACGGAGUUUGUACGUUCUCCCUGUGACUUGCGAGGGUUUUCUCCAAGAACUUUGUUUUCCCACCACUCCAAAGACCUACAGGUUUGUAGAUUAAUUAGCUUGGUAUAAACGUAAACAUUGUCCCUAGAGUAGGAUAGGGUUAAUGGGCGUGGAUUGGUGGUUGAGUCGGACUCGGUGGGCCUGUUUCCUUGCUGUAUCUCUCAACUAAACUUCCAAUAUCAUAUUAAUUAAUCCAUUAAAUGGUCAUCAUUUUGUUUCACUCGAGAAAUUGAUCUUCAGCUACAUAAUACUAAAUACAAAACCACAUUACACAAUUCAGAUUAUUGCCAUGUAUUUUUAUUAGUAAAUUUUCUGUAUUCUGCUAUAAUUCCAAAAUUAUAUUUGAGUAAUAAAUGAUUAUCUGCAUUACAAGAGUCGAGAGAGUCAAAAGUGUUUUAUUGUCACAUGU